AUGCCUACCGCAUUCUCCAUGACAAGGAUUGCGAACAUUAGAAACCCCCAUCAGAAAUCCCGGCGCUUCCGAUGGCGCUGGAUUUUGAAUGUCAAGAGCAUGUUCUCAAUGAGACUGUUGCCAAAUGGAGAUGGACACUACGGCACCAGUCUGGUGGUCAUUUUUGCCAUCGGCAAGCUAUCCCAAGCAAGGCAGAAUGCUAGACGCCUUCCCUUGCCACCCGGCCCAAAAGGUCUCCCUCUUGUGGGAAAUCUACGGGAUAUACCUCCUCAAAACACAUUCGCGCCUUACCAUUGGGCCAAACACAAAGACUUGUACGGUCCCAUCAGCUCCCUCAGCAUACUAGGCGACACAAUCAUCAUCAUCAACGACGCUCAGAUUGCGUUCGACCUCUUUGAAAAGCAGUCUCUGAAGUUUUCCGAUCGACCGUUACUGGAAUUUACAACAGUCGUCGGAUACGUGCAAUCCACCGGGGCGCUGCAAUACAACGAGACACUGCGCGCCCAUCGCAAACAGUUCUCACGAGCUAGAGCACACAGCAGCCAAUUCGACAAGCUGCAAGAGUCCGAAGUAGCCCACUUUCUCCUCCACUUGUUGGAUGACCCGGAGAACUUGGAGAGCCACAUAACAAAGGAGGUUGGUUCCGUUAUCCUCCAUAUUGUCUACGGCUACAGCGCCGAAAAUUUCAAGGAGGAUCCUCUUCUCUCUGUGAUAAAUAGAGUGAUGGACCAGUUUGCCCGGUCAGCUAUGCCUGGAGCCCAUCUGAUUGACAUUUUCCCCAUUCUACGAUGUGUGCCAUCGUGGUUUCCGGGAACAGGUUGGAAGAAAGAGGUAGAGACAUACACCAAAGACCUUAACGAAUCAGUUGAGAGGCCCUAUGCCUUUGUCGAGCACCAAAUUGCGCAGGGCAACAACAACGAGUCCUUUCUCUCGCGUCUGAUGAACCAUGGAAAAGAUACAAGCGAGGAUAAGCAUACUAACAAAUGGGUUGCCGCCUCCAUGUAUCAAGGUGGAUCGGAUACUGAGAGUCCAAAACAUAUAUAUACUGUCGCAGCCAUCUCCGGCUUCUAUCUGGCUAUGACACUCUAUCCGGAUGUCCAGAAAAGAGCACAAGAGGAGAUCGACCGAGUAGUGGGCAGCGAGAGGUUGCCUACUAUGGAUGACCGCAAUAGUUUACCAUAUAUUGAUGCUCUUGUGAAAGAGAUUAUCCGAUGGUGGCCAAUUGGUCCCAUGGGUCUUCCCCACGAGAACACAGAAGAAGUGGCUUAUCGGGGUUACCGCAUCCCCAAAAAGUCAAUCCUGAUGCCUAACAUCUGGUGGUUUACUCACGAUCCUGCCGUCUACAAGAAUCCCAUGUAG
Molecule: messenger RNA, 1359 nt
Organism: Colletotrichum graminicola M1.001
Lineage: Eukaryota; Fungi; Ascomycota; Sordariomycetes; Glomerellales; Glomerellaceae
Exons: 9
Coding region: 1-1359 (452 amino acids)
Molecular function (GO): oxidoreductase activity, acting on paired donors, with incorporation or reduction of molecular oxygen; monooxygenase activity; iron ion binding
Source: RefSeq, a predicted model, not a curated record